Paramuricea clavata is the source of this 473-nucleotide messenger RNA. The record is from the annotation of a GenBank genome assembly. Lineage: Eukaryota; Metazoa; Cnidaria; Anthozoa; Malacalcyonacea; Plexauridae.
ACGCAACGUGGUUGGAUGAAGCUUUCUAUCUUGCGAGCAAAGACAUAGUGGACUCAUUCCUUAGCAGGCGAGAUACUUUAGUAUGCCAUGUUUGGGAGAGUCAGGCCAUCGGAUAUUGGAUCAAGAAUAUUUCGGAUCUAACUACAUUUGCGGAUAACAAAAGAAUUUUACAUGAGCAAACGGGAUUUAGUUCAGAACAGGAAGUGUUGAAAAGGACAGAGAUUUGCCAUUCAGUUCUUGCCAUUCAUAAAAGUUAUCCUGAAAAGAUGAGAAUGUUUUGGCGUAUUUAUGAGAAAGAGGACAAUACCAUCGCAUACCAGGCGCCUCUCGUAUCCUAUGAUUGUGAAUAUCCACCUGCAAUGAACUAUAUGGUAUGGAAUAAUGUAAAAGUGUGGUUUUCUGAACCGAAAUUAUGUAAAGACAAUCCAGUAUGGGGCGGAGAUGGAGAAUAUAAAGGACGACAGGGAUCCUGA